CCAAUCAACGUUUAGGCUGAAGCUUCGUUAGGUUUCCGGAGUGUUUUCCUUUUCUGAUCUCUGUGUCCGAUAAUAUUUGAAGGCAAGGUUGGAUAGUUUUACUUCAUUCUGAAACCCAUCAUGCCAAAGGGACGUGGUAGAAAAGACAGCGACAGCGAUGUGGCAUCCGAAGAGCAAUCGACUGUGGGGACUUUCGAAACGCUUCGUGAUGAGGGAGAACAUUUUGUGCACGUCAAGCAGUACCAGAAAGCUAUCGAAAGCUUCUCUAAGGCAUUGGAAAUGAAACCUGGAGACAAAACAUGUCUUGUCACACGGUCCAAGUGCUAUCUGAUGCUGGGUAACUCACAAGCAGCACUGGCUGAUGCCGAAGCAGCUCUUGAUCAAGAUGAGGAGGGCAAGAAAGACAUUAGGGAAAGAUUGGAAGAUCAAUGGCUGGCAUUGUGCAUGAAAGCUGAAGCUUUGUACCAGAAAGGUGAUUUUGAAACUGCCCUAGUUUACUACCAUCGAGGAAACAAACUGAGGCCAGAGCUUCAGGAAUUCCGUCUUGGCAUUCAGAAAUCUCAGGAGGCUAUCAACAACAGCAUUGGAACACCUGAUGCUGUUAACCUGGAAGCAUCUGGUGACCUCUCAUUCUUUUUCAAACAAGAAGAGAAACAGAAACAGCAACAGCAGAAAGGCUACAGCAAGCCACAGACCCAGAAGAGGGAAGAGAAGAAGGAACGUGGCAAGCCGCAAGGGACAGGUUCUUCCAAGACCACCAAAGAACUCUUGGGAGAACUUUACAAAGACAGAGCUUACCUAGAUAAACUAUAUGACAGUCUGGUUUCUAACAACACAGAUACCGAUGAGUAUAUCAAAGGACGUGCAGUUGAUGGCUUGGAGUAUCUAAACACCCGAGCAGACUUUUGGCGACAGCAAAAACCCAUGUAUGCUCGUAAGCGUGACCGUCAGAGGAAACAAAUGAAGAAUGGGAAGGAAAAUGAUCCCAUGGAGUACAUCCUUGAGCAGCUAGAGGAGAUUGAUGAAGCACAAGCUAAAGGUGAGUAUGAAAAGAGCUUGAAGAAGUCUCAGAACACGUUAAAGAAAAUAGACAGCUGGGGAAAUGACCGUGUCAAGAACAAACCAGCAUUAGUGGCCAACCUCUACAGCUGCAUGGGAAAUGCAAACCUUGAGCUGGGCAAGUUCAAAGAAGCUUUAGAGCAUCACAAGAAGGAUUUGUCCAUUGGCGAGGAUGAAAAUAUAGAAGAAGCAGUUUCAAGAGCUCUUGAUAAUCUUGGUCGAACAAAAGCAAGGAUGGGCAAAUAUGAGGAUGCCAUAGAAAUAUGGGAAAAGAAAGUUCCUAAGAGCAAGUCCGCUUUAGAACGUACCUGGCUUUACCAUGAAAUUGGCCGUUGCUAUCUGGAACUAGGCCGCUAUGGUGAUGCAAAAGAUUAUGGGGAGAAAUCGUUCUCUGCAGCCAAAGAAGCUGAUGAUCAUGGCUGGCAGCUUCAUGCUUCAGUGUUAGUGGCCCAGGCAGAAGUGAAGUGCGAGAAACUUGAGGCAGCUGUUGAUUCAUUUGAACGAGCAAAAGAAAUUGCAGAGGAACUCAAGGAUCAUUCUGCUGAAAUGGCCAUCAAGAAAGCACUGGAAGAGGUGAAAAGCCGUAUUGUCGAGGGUGAAAGAUCUAAGACCAAAGUUGAUGAUGAUGCAGAUGAUGAUGAUAGGCGAUCAAUUAAGUCGGAUGGCUCAGGAGGAUCACAAAAAAGAGGACAAGAACUAAAGAAGGGAGAUGAGGACAGGGAUGGAGAUCCAGGGGAGAAAGAUGCAAAAGACAAGGCAAAUGAAGAAAUGAGAGAUAAUAAAAAUGAGGAAGACAGCAUCGUCCACUCUUCACCUUUUGGGGAUGCAGGAUUCUUCAGCCUUGUUCUCAGCUACAUGGUCAGCGACACAGUUGAUGAAACUGCCAAUAAGGCCGACGAUGGCUUUUCAAAUGAACAGGAACAGUCGUUAACCGUAGCUCAAGAUCCUCAUAAAGGCUCCAUUGUUUUGAGAUCUUCUGGCGAUAGAAAUGUAUCAGAUAGUAGCGAUGAUAGUUUCGCAGGAACUUCCAGCAGCUCCUCCGUGAGCUCUGGCUAUCAGGAGAGGAACGUCAAGUGUUGGCCCUUCCCGGUUCCAUUAGUAGAUGUGGACUCUUCAGACCACUGGCAUAACAUUCAGCGUUAUCACUCCAGUCUUCUGAAUGGCAGUCGUGGGGCUUUCAAGAAAACUUCUUGCCCAGUGACAGAAAAUAAACUACAUGGUGACAACAUCGUGAUGGAGUGGGUCAACCAUAUGGGCUGCAGCAAGUCUAGGUCAUCCUCCGAGAUGGAUAAAGACAACGCCCUCAUGUCGUCCACCGCCAUGGCACUUGGCCUCCAAUCUGCAAAUCGGAUUUCAAUGAACCUCGUUUCCUCUACGCCGUCCCAUUCAGAGAGGCAAAACUAUGCCAGCGGCCGCGUGCCGAAUUCUGCCACAUGUCCGACAGGCACACGUGAAAACGAAGAGCUAACCCCAAGCGAGGUGAUCUCCUCCGAAAGCAUAGUGUCUACUUCCCGAAGCCAUGGGUGUCUACUGCGGAAACAGAGGGCCGCAAGUCUCAGCAGCAGACACAGCAACACCCGGGUCAACCGGCGCAACUCCAACAAGGGGGGCGUUCGCAGCGCGGGUUCCCACUUACCGUCGAAAACCCGCUAGCGCAGAAACAGAACUUGACCUAUUGGCCACAUCAUGGCGAAAUGAAAACUUCAUCCUCGCCUCCUGUAAGGAUGUACCUGGUUCCCAGAGUGCCCACUUUCUUGGACCUGGUACGGCUGUACGACCCCAUGACCUACAACAUGUGGAGAGACGCCAUCACCAAGAAGGAAGCUCGGCGACGACACCGCGACAGGAGGAGCCUGCGUCCAGAUGAGAGGAGCUUCGCAGGCAGAGCCCUGGCUGGAGACGACGGCGACGUUUACGACAGCAAGGCAGGGCAGUGGGAGCUGCCCCUGUUGACCCAACCGGCCUCGGGCAUUGUCCGUGGCAAGCAGGUCGGGCGAGGACCCGCCAGGCGGCCUCCCAAGCGAAGCGGUGGCGCAAGGAGGAGAAGCGGAUGGCUGCCGGCACUGCCGAAAGAAGUGCUGAACAUCCUGCAGACGCCCCCGCCGAGAAGGCGAUGCUCAGUCUUGGGACAGGGACGCGAAGGCAGAGCAGAGGUCAAAGACGAACUUAGUGUUAGUUCGGCCUGAGACUUGCCACAUGAUGAUGUCGACCUUACGGUGACUGAAACCUGAAGUUGAUGGGAAAAAUGAGGGGAAGAAAGGGGAGGGAGAGGACUCAUAAACACACGUGCGCGCGUAAUAUAUAUAUAAAAACGCGCGCAUGCAUGCAUACAUUCACACUCGCACCUUAAGUGUUAGUCUGUUUAUGACGGAAAAUCGAUCCUUUCUGUGGAUUAUACUCCGAUAUACUCUAACGGGUUUCGACUUCAGCUGCACAAACUGUUCUUUUAGUCUAUGAGGUAUUUUCUAUAAACUUCGACUAUACUAACUUGAGACGGGGAUAAACUCAUACGAAAAUUCGCACAUUUUCUAUGUUAUAGACUUUUUCUACUUUUAUACAUUUGUGAUAAAAGACAACUUUUGUUCACUUUUAAAUGUCAUUCGUGAUAAUGGAGCGUUUGACAGGACCACGCCAUAUUUUUCAGGUGCUGAAAAUAAAUUAUUGGUUGUUUGAUAAAA
Molecule: messenger RNA, 3737 nt
Organism: Pomacea canaliculata
Lineage: Eukaryota; Metazoa; Mollusca; Gastropoda; Architaenioglossa; Ampullariidae
Product: tetratricopeptide repeat protein 25-like
Exons: 13
Coding region: 121-2712 (863 amino acids)
Cellular component (GO): cytoplasm
Molecular function (GO): protein binding
Source: RefSeq, a predicted model, not a curated record